GGGUGAGGCUUUGCUGUCUCCUGAAGGAGGAGGUGCAGCAUUUGUACCUAAGGCAGAGGAGACAAAGACAGUUUGGCUCUCGAACAUCGAUGCUUCUGUCUCGCAGCAGCAGCUGCAGCAACUCAUCAACAAACUUACUCAAGGCCUUACCCAGCUGCGUUUGGUGAAGGAUUUUCGCGGUGUAUCGAAGGGCUUUGCGUAUGCAGAUUUUGUGUCUGCUGCUGCUGCUGCUGCUGCUGCUGCUGCGCUGCACGGGCAGCAGCUGAAUGAAAGGCCUCUGAAGGCGCUGCAGUCAAACCCUACGAAGUUGUUGUAUGAAGAGAAGACAUUGUUUAUUAGUAACCUCUCAAAGACAAACAUAACGGAGACAGAGAUAGAGACAGCACUGAAGCAGAGCCUUCACUUUCAAGGUGUUGUUGCUGUUCGCCUCGUCAACGACCCUAACACCCCACACGCAAACAAGGGGUAUGGCUAUGUUGACUUUGAGUCGCAUGAAGCUGCAGUUGCUGCGCUGCAGCACUUCCACAAUGCCCAGCAGCAGCAGCAGCAACAGCAGCAGCAGCAGGAGCAGCAGCAAGGUUCCGAAGCUUCAGCGGCGCGCGCCGAAGAGCAUGAGCAUCAGCAGCAGCAGGGUGAGCAGCAGCAGGGUGAGCAGCAGCAGGGUGAGCAGCAGGAGAGCAGCAGCAGCAGCAGCAGCAGCGGGGGAGAUAAGAAAGGAGACAGCUGCAUGCAGCAAAUGCUGCUGAAAGGAAAGCCCUUUAUGCUAGCGCCGUCAAUCCCUAUGAAAAACCAUCGCUGGAUUGCUGCACCCGUUAACAAGGUGAGAGUGUGCAGCUGA
This is a messenger RNA of Eimeria acervulina, 838 nucleotides long. RefSeq lists its product as hypothetical. NCBI's taxonomy places the organism in Eukaryota, Apicomplexa, Conoidasida, Eucoccidiorida, Eimeriidae. The transcript is spliced from 3 exons. The record is from RefSeq and is a predicted model, not a curated record. Gene Ontology annotation, molecular function: RNA binding. The annotation marks the transcript as partial.